GGAGUCUGCGGAGUUCGAGACCAUGCUGCUGUUCUGCCCCGGCUGCGGGAACGGGCUGAUCGUGGAGGAGGGACAACGCUGCCACCGCUUCGCCUGCAACACGUGCCCCUACGUGCACAACAUCACCCGCAAGGUAACAAAUCGGAAGUACCCAAAACUGAAAGAGGUGGAUGAUGUGCUUGGUGGAGCAGCUGCCUGGGAGAAUGUUGACUCUACUGCAGAGCCGUGUCCCAAAUGCGAACAUCCUCGUGCUUACUUCAUGCAGCUUCAGACCCGCUCUGCAGAUGAGCCGAUGACCACCUUCUACAAGUGCUGCAAUGCUCAGUGUGGACACCGCUGGAGGGAUUAGGGCAGGAUGGCCCAGCUGCCUUAGUGUGUGCUUACCUUGUCCCUCGGGGUAGAUGCUUAGCUGGCAGUGUGAAUCCUGUGUCCUGAGGGUCUUUGCUGGUGUGGUGGAAAGAUAAACCUUUUGAGGUGAAAAGCUGGGGGGUCAGGAAAUAUGGCCUAUCUGCCAGGCAGGGUGGAUGAAGUCAUGAAUGUCUGUGAGUUUUUCUGUGUGGGGAGGAGACAGAGAGCAUAAAUAUGCUCUGUUUAAAGUCCUAUUCUUUCAUCUUCCACAUUUAUUGGCAGUUGACAUUCCCUUACUCCCAAUCAGCACUCUUAAAUAUUUGUACUGUUUGCAAAACUUAGUACAUGCCCCUAAAUAUUUAACUGUUACUUGUAAGCUUGUGUAAUUUAUUAUUUAUUUUAAUCAAAAUUCUGAAUAUUUCAUUUAAAUGAAAGUUCUAAUA
Messenger RNA from Pongo pygmaeus (Bornean orangutan), 791 nucleotides. It is a transcript of the gene POLR3K, whose product is annotated as RNA polymerase III subunit K. The coding region runs from base 23 to 349 and encodes 108 amino acids. The record is from RefSeq and is a predicted model, not a curated record. Gene Ontology annotation, molecular function: nucleic acid binding; zinc ion binding. NCBI's taxonomy places the organism in Eukaryota, Metazoa, Chordata, Mammalia, Primates, Hominidae. Gene Ontology annotation, cellular component: RNA polymerase III complex. Gene Ontology annotation, biological process: DNA-templated transcription; termination of RNA polymerase III transcription. The transcript is spliced from 3 exons.